UUUAAUAAUUUUCUCUGGCUUGCCAAAAAAAAAAAAAAAAAAAAAAAAAAGCAAAACCAAAACCAACGCUUGCACACAAUAACAACUGUGACCUUCCCUCCCCUUUCUUCUUCGCAUGUUCUUGGAGCUCCGGCUCCCUUAACGGAGCUGCAGCUCAUUGCCCAUCCAGAAUCUCUGUAUUCUCCGAUUACGGCUCUAAAGAUCUCUUCAUUCCUCGUUUUGCUUUGUCAGAUCGUUUAAUUUAAUUCUCUGAUUUCUUGUUAACCAAUGUCUAAGGCGUGGGGCACCAUCGGCGACUGGGCUGCCGAUGUCGAACGGGAAGAACAGGAAGCCGCGGCUGCAGCAGCUUCCGGCGGAGCGUCCGCCGAGUCUCAGAACUUCCCCAGCCUCAGAGAGGCUGUCAGUGCCAAGCCUAAGAAGAAGAAAAUGUCUCUCAACGAGUUCCACACCUCCUCCGGGGGCUUAGGUGGUGGUCGCGCUCUAGAAUCUAAAGGAUUAACUACUGAUGAGAUGCUUCGUCUUCCUACUGGUCCGAAAGAACGUUCCGCUGAGGAAAUGCAGUAUGGCCGUCUUGGUGGUGGGUUUUCCAAUUAUGGGCGUACAGGUCCACCUCCUGGUCGUACGCGUGACCGCGAUGACAACGAUGGGUCUUGGGGAGGUGGUAGAAGGCAGUAUGGUGGAAUUGAUGAAGAGCGAAGGGGUCCACCCCCUAGGGUUUCAGACUAUGAUCAGCCUUCGCGAGCUGAUGAGGUUGAUAACUGGGCAAUGACGAAAAAACCACUCCAGUCAUUUGAUUCUGGCCACCAAAAUCGUUAUGGUACGCUUGGUGGUGGUGUGGGAGGUGGUUCUAGGGCUGAUGAGGUUGACAAUUGGGGCAGUGCUAAAAGACCACUUACUACUACUAGAUCUUCUACUUUUGGUUCGGGAUUUCGGGAUUCCGGCCGUGAGCCUGAUCGCUGGACAAGAGGAGGAAAUCGUGAGCCAGACCGGGAGAGGCCUAGAUUGGUUUUACAUCCGCCGAAAGCUGAUUUAGAUGCCAAUGAGUCGGUUAAAACAAUUAAGCCAAAUCCAUUUGGGGCAGCUAGGCCAAGAGAAGAGGUGUUGGCGGAGAAGGGGUUGGAUUGGAAAAAGCUUGAUAUAGAGAUAGAAUCUAAGAAGACGAGCUCACACUCAAGCAGACCCACCAGUUCACAUUCGAGCAGGCCUUCAAGUGCUCAUUCAGCCAGGUCAGAGGGGUCAGGAAUGCAGCAGGGAUUAGAGAAUGUGGCAUUGAAGCCAAGACCGAGAGUGAAUCCUUUUGGGGAGGCAAAGCCUAGGGAAGUGUUGUUGGAGGAAAGAGGUCAAGAUUGGCGGAAGAUUGAUCUUGAAUUGGAGCAUCGCAGUGUUGACAGAGCUCAAACAGAGGAGGAGAAGUUGUUGAGAGAAGAAAUAGAGCAUUUAAAGGAGCACCAGAAAGAACUUACAGUCAAAGGUAAUAGGGAAUCGCUGCAAGGGCCCAGUCAAGACCAAUCAAAUGUGCAAGAUAUUAUAUCUCAGAAGGAAAAGGAAUUAGAACAGCUCAUCCGGGACUUGGAUGACAAAGUUCGAUUUGGGCAGAAAGCCACUGACAGGCCAGGUUCUGGGGCAGGCCGGUCUGCUAGUUUUUCUGAGAGACCGCAUUCUCAAUCUGGUUCUUUUGAUGAAUCUAGAAGUACAGAACACAUGGAUAGGCCUCGGUCGCGUGGCAAACCAGAUAUAUGGACAAGACCCGGUGAUGACAGAAGAGCAUUUCAAGGUGGCAGGGAAAGAGGAUUUGUUGGUAGCAGAGACUUUGACAGGCCAAGGUCAAGGGAGAGAUGGUGAUUGACUGAACUGUAGAUUCAUUGAGUUCCUCUCUUCAGCUUUUGAUGACAAGAACCAAAUAAUAUUUUGCCUCAAUCUUUUUCUUUUAAUCAAUUGUUCUCUUGUUUUUGCUCUGGUAAAUGGAGCUAGGAUAAUUGAGUACCUGCACUGGGAACGCUUGGAUUAUUAUAUUGUUGCAUUUUCAAACUAUGUAAAAUUGCAUUUUCCCCCCUUUCUUUGUUCUGUUUUGAAACAAGGCUGUAUUAAUUGGUAGGGACUCAAAAUUUAAAUGAACAAUUGAACACCAUGGACUUGCUAGUUUUUUAUUAUUAUCUUUUUUAUAUGAUCAUCUCGAGGGUUACAGAGUUAUGCUGA
Manihot esculenta (cassava) is the source of this 2196-nucleotide messenger RNA. Its product is annotated as eukaryotic translation initiation factor 4B2. NCBI's taxonomy places the organism in Eukaryota, Viridiplantae, Streptophyta, Magnoliopsida, Malpighiales, Euphorbiaceae. The record is from RefSeq and is a predicted model, not a curated record. Gene Ontology annotation, molecular function: mRNA binding; translation initiation factor activity. The transcript is spliced from 3 exons. The coding region runs from base 268 to 1842 and encodes 524 amino acids.